CAUAAAAUAGCUUCCGGUUAAAGUACAAAUUAUGCAGCGCCGCAGUUGUCAUUCACUUUAGCGUGCCUGAUCAGUGUAUAGAACCAUGUUGACCCCACCAAAGGAGGGGGUGCCCAGUAUGAUAGACAAGGCGCUGAGGAUGAGGAGAGAAGAGCAGGCUCGACAAGUCGUCCUCGCCUGGGCCGUUCUUAACAUGUCCCUAGCUGGCAUGAUUUACACUGAAAUGUCAGGGAAACUGCUGAGCCGAUAUUACAACAUCACCUACUGGCCUAUCUGGUACAUUGAACUGGUGCUAGCCUUUCUCUUUAGUCUCAAUGCUCUUUUUGACUUUUGGAAGUAUUUUAAAUACACAAUGGCUCCGUCCACCAUUGCCGUAACACCUGAACAGCAUCGUCUUCUGGGUUUGAGGAACACAAGUGUCCAGGCCUCUCCACCUCAAAAGCCAGAAAAGAAGGAAACUCCAGCACCAGCCCAAUCGUCUUCGCUGCAGGGCCAGAGUGUGCUGAGUUUUAGCCCCUCUCGGCCAGCCUCAAGCAGCCCCAAGUUCUCCCCAAGUUGUGUACCAGGGUACAGCCCUUCUCUUAGCAACCCAUCAACACCAAGCAGUGCAGGAGGUCCUUUUUCUCCCUCAGUGGCCUUUGGAAAGGUUCUUAACUACAGUCCUUCAUCAGGCUCUUCUCCCUAUCCGAAUGGAAUGGGGUCAGCGGAAGGUUCUAGUUUGAGGGCUCGUUAUCGCACAUCUCCCUCUGUGUUUAAUUCUCCUGGAAACAAAGAGGAUUACAUGGAAGAUCUGAAAAGUCUAGAGAGGUUUCUACGCACAGAGGAGGAGAAGAGUCACCGCAGCCAGCUAGGGAGUCCUGAGUCUUUGUCUCCAAACCACAGUCCAACAUUUUGGAACUACAACCGUUCAGUAGGAGACUACGCGCAGAGCCUGAGGAAAUUCCUCUACCAGCCUGCAUGCCGCUCUCAGGCGCCAUCUGCCAACAAAGAUGAGACAGAUCUGGGUUCCAAACAGGCAGCAGAGGAGGUUUGGGCCCGAAUUACAACCAGUCGUGUAGUCGUGGACCGCAUAGAUAGCUGGACAGCCAAGCUUAGAAACUGGAUUAGUGACACCAUCUUGGUCCCCUUGGUCAAAGAGAUUGAUUCUGUCAACAGCCAGCUCAGGAGGAUGGGCUGCCCAGAGCUCCAGAUGGGAGAGGCCAGUAUAAGCAGUCUGAGGCAAGCAGCGGUGAUGAAAGCCUCAUCAAUCCCAACUAUGAACUCUAUUGUCCAGUAUCUGGACAUCACACCCAACCAGGAAUAUCUAGUGGACCGGUUAAAAGAGCUAGCUCACAGCGGCUGCAUGAGCUCCUUCCGCUGGAAUGGUGGUGGUGAUCUGAAGAACAGGAAGUGGGAUACAGACAUCCCCACAGACUGUGCUAUCCUCAUGCAUGUCUUUUGCACAUACUUGGACUCCAGGCUUCCCCCACACCCAAAGUACCCAGAUGGGAAGACUUUCACUUCCCAGCACUUCAGCCACACUCCAGACAAACCUGAUGUAACCAAGGAGAACCUCUUCUGCAUUCACCAAAGCAGCACCACACCCCCUCACUACCAGCUCAUAUACCAAGGACACAUCUACAGUCUUCCUAAGGGCAGGAACAACCUGUUCCACACAAUCCUUAUGUUCCUCUAUGUCAUUAAGACCAAGGAGUCGGGGAUGCUGGGGAGGGUAAAUCUGGGCCUCUCUGGCGUCAACAUACUGUGGAUAUUUGAAAAGUGAUGCAUAAUCUUUUAAAAGCAACAAACUGCUACAAGUGCUUUUCCCCCACAGCGUUGUACUGCUCUUUCAGGGGCGCAUCGGAAAAAGCACUUCAUUUUGGAAUAACAAUCCAUGCACGCUUUUGGACACUCAAAUUUUGCUGUACAAGUUGGCAUCAUGCUACAUUAUCUGUCAUUUUGGGAACAGAAUUCUUGUUACACCAGAGUCCUUAUGAUACACCUAAGAGCUAUGUGGGUUGUUUUUUUGUUUUUUUUUUUAAUUCUGCUUUCUGGCUUUUGUAUUUUGAGAAUGUACCAGCAUGACAGCCUUGUAAUUUAGAUACCUCACAUUUGUCUGCUUGUUAGCAAAGGGGUGAGACCCAUUAGCUUGAAUGUAAAUACAGUAUAUGCAGGCUUACUCUGUUUCUUUAGUAUCCCCAGCCUUUUGCAGCUUGUUGGCCAUUGUUUUUUUCUUUUUAGAAACGGUAGGGAUACUCGUGGCAUGUGCUUGAAUACACCUUGAAAAUAUAAUUUUGUACAAAUUGUAGCUAUAUUUCUGUAGUUGCAAUUAUUUUCCCAUUGUUACAAGGCUAAAAUGUUGCAGGCAACUGUACAGAAGAUUGACAUAUGAUAAGGCAACAUGGGGGAAAAAAGGAAAGGGUUUCAACUGACUAUUUUUGUAAAUCUUUUUUUAAGUAUCACUGGAUUAUGAAUAAAUCCUGUGUCUACCAUUAGAUAUUCAAAGUUUACAUAUUGGCUUAUCUACAGUAGUGGUUUUACAAUGACAUAUCAAAUUUUAAAGUCAAAUCGCGAUAUUAAAAUAAAUUGAAGUUUUCUCGUCUCCCCUCCACAUACUUUUUAUGUUUGACUAUCAAAUACAUCCACUAGGUGGCUGUCUAACACUGAAUUUAUGAUUUGACCUUAGUUCGGUACCCUUUAUCGCACUGAUGUAGCCUACAUCACAUGAACAGUUAUGUGAUGACAGAAUAACACUGGCUGGAAAUUUUACAUAUAUUCAAAUUUUGUUUUCAAAUUUUGGAGAAUUGGUCAUUCCCUUCAUAUGUUUUAACAAUGACAUCUGAAUCAUUUUAAUGCAAAUCGCCCCUUUAAGCGUGAAAUACAAAGGGUUGAGACCUAAGAAUAAAAUUAUACAUGAACAUUUUUGUGACUAAAUUAAUAUAAACCGAGUAUUAUCUAGUAAGCACUGCAUUUGUUUUGUGAUUUUGUUGUCUUUCAAAACAAACUGCAUUUCCCGCAAUGAAUCUACCUGGGUCAUAUCCACUUAUGGGAAAUGUAGUCAAAGUGUAUAUAGACUACUUUUUAAACCCUAAUAAAAAGGAGUCAUGUUAAUGA
Messenger RNA from Melanotaenia boesemani (Boeseman's rainbowfish), 3093 nucleotides. RefSeq names its product transmembrane protein 209 (gene tmem209). Gene Ontology annotation, cellular component: membrane. The record is from RefSeq and is a predicted model, not a curated record. The transcript is spliced from 15 exons. NCBI's taxonomy places the organism in Eukaryota, Metazoa, Chordata, Actinopteri, Atheriniformes, Melanotaeniidae. The coding region runs from base 86 to 1762 and encodes 558 amino acids.